ACACCGACACCCGAGACUAGACCGAACCGGCUUGCGGGGAGCUGCCCCCCCGGCCCCGUCCCGGCUUUAGGUAGGGUCCCCGGGAUGUCGAGUCCACCCUAAAAACGAAUGAUCAAAUCAAAAGGUGCGAACAAUGAUUAGCGUGGGGUGAGGAAACUGAAGCAGAAGAAAAUAUGUUACGAAUGGGAACUAGCCUCUUAUGCAGUUGAUCGACAGGAGUCCAAUACAACCUGCGCACCUCACGAUGCCCAUCAAAUCCCUUGCCCAUCCCCCAAAAGCAAAACUUCCCCUGACACUCAAAAACGCCGCGACCAUGUUUUUGUGCCGCCCAGAAUCCUCAAAACCUGGAGUCUCUCAUUAUUCUCUUCCCCAGGUUUUCUGACAUCGCGUCACCACUUCCCAGUCAUGGCAGAUUCCGAUGAUUCCAAGUCCGUCCUGCCCGGCAUCCCGGGUUACGACCCUGACAACCUGCAGCCAUGGACUCUCGCUACCGUCGUGUCGGUCACGGUUCUUUCCACCGUCUCAGUCCUCCUGCGCCUCUGGGCUCGAUAUAUCAAGGCCCAAAAGCUGUGGUGGGAUGACUGGAUGAUUUUAUUUUCUCAGUUAUGGAACUUUGUCACGGUUGGCUUCAUCUUUGCCAUGUAUUCGGCCGGCAUGGGCAUUCACGCCGACAAAGUGCCCAUGGAAAAGAUUGUCCUCAUGGCCAAGUUCCUCGUCGUCGCCGAGAUUUUAUACGCCUUUAACCUCGUCUUCACCAAGAUGGCCAUUCUCUUCAUGUACUACCGCAUCUUUCGCUUCCCUUACUUCAAGAAGAUGGCCUGGGGCAUCAGCGCCUUCAUUAUCGCCUGGGUCAUCACCAUCACCUUCCUCUUCAUCUUCAUCUGCGUUCCUGUCGAAAAGCUGUGGUAUCCACACCUGCCAGGCCGCUGCAUCAACCAGGUUGGGACGUGGAUCGCCAAUGCCAUCUCCACCAUCGUGUCUGACAUUGCCAUUCUCGUGCUGCCUAUCCCUCAGGUGUGGAAGUUGCAGCUGCGGCAGUCUGAAAAGAUUGGUGUGACGGUGGCUUUCUGCUUGGGUUUCUUCGUCGUUUUUGCCUCGGCGUACCGAACCACGGUGCUUUUCACCUACACCAACGACGACCCAUCGUACUCCCUCGCACCGACUGUCGGCUGGACCGCCAUCGAAAUGUCUGCAGGCAUCAUCUCGGCAAACCUGCCCACCCUCGCCCCCAUCAUGAGCCUGAUCUUGACAAGGAUGGGCAUCUCGGGAACCCUCAUCACAGGCGGCAGCGGCAGCGGAAGCAAGAACGGCUUUUCCUCCAAGAACAACUUCGGCGGCACUGGUGGAGGCAACAUGAAGUCGACGGGGUCAGUCAGCGACCGGACUGAGUCUGGCGGCGAGCUGCGAAAAGACGGCGACAGAGCCUUUUACCGUCUGCCCGACGACUCGAAUAUCAGCGAGACGGCACUCGACACUGGAAGGACGGCGACGCUCACGCGCGACGAUACUGGGUUGCGGCCGGAUCAUGGCUAUGCUUAUACGGUAACGAGUCGACCAGGGAAACAGGGGGACAGUGAGAGCAUGAGUGGAGACGAGGUUCCCUUGAAGGGAAUCAGGGUGCACACGGAUUUCAAGCAGUCAGCAGACUAA
Molecule: messenger RNA, 1650 nt
Organism: Podospora pseudocomata
Lineage: Eukaryota; Fungi; Ascomycota; Sordariomycetes; Sordariales; Podosporaceae
Exons: 3
Coding region: 406-1650 (414 amino acids)
Source: RefSeq, a predicted model, not a curated record